Molecule: messenger RNA, 1205 nt
Organism: Pseudophryne corroboree (corroboree frog)
Lineage: Eukaryota; Metazoa; Chordata; Amphibia; Anura; Myobatrachidae
Gene: DNALI1
Product: dynein axonemal light intermediate chain 1
Exons: 6
Coding region: 94-972 (292 amino acids)
Cellular component (GO): filopodium; axoneme
Molecular function (GO): dynein heavy chain binding
Source: RefSeq, a predicted model, not a curated record
GCGGGACGGGAACCGACAAUAACGGGCACCGCUAUUUCCACUGAAUCGCCUGCGUCCCAUAGGGCAUGCUGGGAGACAGCGACGUGGCCGCCAAUGCCGGGCCCCCAGCUAUAUGUUACCUAUGUCCGGCCACAACCUGUACCGUCUGCCACACAGCCGCUAGGUAUAAGUGAUCACCCGCCCCUCGCUUCACAGUCCACACCGGUCUCCUACGGAACAGAUUCAAAAUCAGCCGCCGCCGCCAGUGGGCAACCAAUGGAAGACGCUGACCGUGUCACGUGCGUAUGUUCUCGUACACUAAAACCCAUUCCUCAGCCAGGUGUUAUUUCUGCUCCUGUUCCACCUCCUCCAAAGCCAAAAACCCCUCCACUAGAGGCAUCUAAGCCAGCAGAAGAAAUUCUAAAUGCAAUCCUGCCACCAAGAGAAUGGAUGGAGAACAAUCAGCUGUGGACCCAGCAAGUGUCCAGCACACCCAGUACCCGAAUGGAUGUUGUCCACCUACAGGAAGAGUUGGAUAUGAAAUUACAGCAGCGGCAAGCUCGGGAGACUGGCAUCUGUCCUGUGCGCAGAGAACUUUAUUCACAGUGCUUUGAUGAGCUUAUCAGACAAGUGACCAUUAACUGUGCGGAGCGUGGUAUCCUGUUGCUGAGGGUGCGUGACGAAAUCCACAUGACCAUCUCUGCGUACCAGACAUUGUAUGAAAGCAGUGUAGCGUUUGGCAUGAGGAAGGCCUUACAAGCUGAACAAGGCAAAUCUGAUGUGGAGAAAAAAAUUGCAGAUUUAGAGCUGGAGAAGAGAGAUCUAGAGAGACAAGUCAAUGAACAGAAAGCCAAGUGUGAGGCUACUGAGAAACGUGAGGCAGAGAGAAGGCAAGUUGAGGAGAAGAAACACGCAGAGGAAAUACAGUUCCUGAAACGAACCAACCAGCAGCUGAAGGCACAGCUAGAAGGAAUUAUUGCGCCCAAGAAGUAACAACCCAGGAGUAACAUCUGUGGACAGGAUGUCUAAAAUCUGGAUUUUAUGCUAGUGUUAAUGCCAAGAAACUAAUAAUUUUACCUCUAGGACAUAUUUGUAAUUCUGUUUGGCUUUUAUAUAUUAAAAUCUCUUCAAGUCGACAUGAAAAAAUGUUAAGUUGCUUAUUCUAUAAUGAAACACCUCAAUAUUUUAAUAUCCGAGUUCUUUUGAUGAUAAAAUGUUCCAACCUC